AUGAUCAAGAAAUUAUCUUUAAACUUUAUCUCCUCUGAACUUGAAUACUCCUUUAAGAAAUGGGUUAUUGAACAGAAUUAAUUCAUUUAUGAGACCACUCUUGCCACAAUAUCAGUUUAUCUUUUAAUCAAUCUAAUCAAUUACAAUAACGAUGUCAUUUGCAUCAUUACAACUUCAAUCAGUCUGUGUAUUGAAUUGACGAUACUUUUUUUCUAUUAGAAAUAUCCUUUGUAAAGGGAAUAAAUUCAAAGUUUGAAUCUCAUCAUCUACGCCAUUACAAUUGAUAUUUAUAUGAUUUAAAAUCAAGCUCAAGAUACCGUCACAGAAAUGGGGAUGCUGAAAUACAUAUUGUAUCUAUAAGGGAAUCGAUUUAGAAGCCAAACUUUGCUUUUUUUUCUCAGUUAUGGAGUGGAGGUGUCAAUCUCCGAUUGGAAUGUGGUUCCACAAAUAGUUCAUGGUUUGUUUAGACUCUUCGUCAUUUUCUGUCGUUACUAGGUCGAAAUGAAAAGAAGAUAACAUUAUUUGGCAUAUAGAUCUUAGAUUUAAUAUGAAAAUUUAAUUGAAGAACAAUUGCCAACUUGGGUAGUCUUGAUUAAACAUGACAAGUAAUAGGGUCAAUUGAAGAUCGACAAAAUUAAUAAAGUAAUGAGAGAGACCUUUAACAUAGUGUCUGAUCAAAAAUUCAGAGAGUUUCUGAGAGAUUCAAAUAUCUUGCCUUUGGAAAGACAACCUAAGAAACAAUUUAAUUUCGAAGAGCUUUUGAUGGAAGACUUGCUUGUAAAAUAGUAAUCGAAUCAAAUUAAAAAAUUUGAGGGCUGUUUUAUAAACAAUCAAAAAAAAUGGUAAUUUUAAAUCACCAAAAUCUACUUCAAUUCAAUAGAACCAACAAUAUUACUGUUAUUUAUAGAAUAAGGAGGCAACCAAUAUGAGUACUAUAAUCAUCAGCUCAAGUGGAGAGAUCAAUAAUUAGUCAAUCACAGCAAACAAUGUCUUAAUUAUAUUAAAGAUUAAAUCAACAUUCUCAAAUUCAUCAAGUUUCAAUCAAAUGCUGAUUAAUUGUUUCACCUAACCAAUUAAAUCUGCAAUAGUUAUAUUCUAUUCAACCAAAGUUUAAACAUACAUAAUAUUACUUAGAUUACAUACAAUAAAUUAAAAUAUAAAAUCAAUGAAUUUAAAUUAAAUGAUUUAGUGAAUCAAUUGAAGGAGGAUCUCAGAUUUACUAAUAACCAAUUAAAAUUGAAUAUCAUCUUGAAAACAGAUAGAUCGAAAAUGAUAUCCAUUAUCUUAAGUAUAACUGAGUUCAUCAAAAUCAUGUUGGCCAUCAUAAACAACGAUGAAAAACAAUUGUAUGACUGUCAUCCUUCAGGACAUCCGAUCUAGAUCAAAUUCAAAAGAAUCUAAAACAAGCCUGGAUACUUGAAGAUUAUUAUGAAACAUCAACUCCUCAAAAUACCACUUUAGAUUUAGGAGGCUUUGUCAAAAGCUUCUUCUUACACUGAUCAUAAGAAAAGGAAUUGGGGUGUCAAUCAUUAUUAUGAGAACAUUUAAAAUUUAAGCGAUCAGAUUCAUGAUUUGAAUUUGAAAACUCAGAAAGUUACAAAGAGCCAAAUAUCCAUCCAGGACCCUGAUUCAACUUUAUAACAACAACCCAAAGGAAUAAAUUUGAAAGGGAGUGCAGAGCCGUUUAGUACUUUAGGCUUGCCGUUAGCUUAAUACUUGAUCAGUUAAAUAGGACCCAAUAAUCAAAUCAGUUUUAAAGACAUUUAAUAAUAAAAUAUGGGGGAUUCUUUGUCCUUUCGAAAUUCAACUCCAUAAACCAAGAUCAGUUUUGUAAUUUAUGAAGAUUUGAAUGAUUUUAUAUAUCAAUUGAAUGAGCAAGAACCCAACCCCUAUUUAGACUGCUUUUGUUCAAAUGAAGUCUAGCAAUCAACUUUUAAGACAUUCCAUAGUUUAUCUCCUUCACAUAAACCAAAAAGAGGAAGCUUGUAAUCAUUAAUAAAUACUCAAUUGAAUUGA
Molecule: messenger RNA, 2016 nt
Organism: Paramecium tetraurelia
Lineage: Eukaryota; Ciliophora; Oligohymenophorea; Peniculida; Parameciidae
Exons: 2
Source: RefSeq, a predicted model, not a curated record